CGAGGGUCGCCCAGGCCGGGGCGCAGCCCGGGAGCUGGCCUUGGCGACCCCCGGGCCGUGGCAGGAGCGGGGGACGGGGGACGAAGCCAGGAGUGCCGGCCUUGGGGCUGUCCGAACCCGCCGCUUCUUGCUCUGCCUCUACUUGGUGGGCUUCUUGGAUUUGUUUGGUGUAAGCAUGGUUGUUCCUUUAUUAAGCCUUCAUGUCAAGUCUCUUGGAGCAAGCCCAACAGUUGCUGGCAUAGUAGGCUCCACCUAUGGCAUUUUGCAACUCUUUUCUAGCACAUUCGUGGGCUGCUGGAGUGACGUGGUCGGAAAGCGUUCUGCCUUGCUCACUUGCAUUCUCUCCAGCGCCCUGGGCUAUCUCCUCCUGGGAGCAUCCACCAGUGUGUUCCUGUUUGCCGUGGCUAGAGUCCCUGUGGGUAUUUUCAAACACACACUCUCCAUCUCAAGGGCUCUGCUUUCUGAUCUGGUCUCAGAGAAGGAACGGCCGCUAGUAAUCGGACGGUUCAAUACAGCGUCGGGUGUGGGCUUCAUCUUGGGCCCCAUGGUUGGUGGCUGUCUUACUGAGCUAGACGGCGGAUUUCACCUAACAGCUGUCAUCUGUUUUUCCGUCUUCCUUCUGAACGCCGAACUGGUCUGGCUAUUUCCAUGGAGUGAAGUAAAAUUCAGCACGACAAAGAAUGACCUGCAAUUGGGUAAGAACAACAGACUUUCCGGAAACACGGGAUAUAAAGUGCAGGACGCAGCCACGGCCCGUGGGGCCACCACGAGUGAGAAGACUGCUCGGCUUCCCUGGAUCGAAGUCCUGUCGGCAUUGCAGGACAUGAAGAGCCUGAUAUUUUCCAAAAUGUGGGACAUAUUUUUAGUGCGCUUGCUGAUGGCUGUGGCGGUCAUGCUGUACUAUAGUAACUUUGUCUUGGCUCUCGAGGAGCGCUUUGGGGUGAGGCCCAAGAUGACAGGCUACCUCAUAAGUUACAGCAGUGCCCUGGGGGCCCUGGCCGGCUUUGCUCUGGGCCCCAUCAUGAGGCUCUACAAGCACGACUCCCACACAAUCCUGCUGCACUCCAGCCUCCUCACCUUCACGCUGCUGCUGCUCUACUCCACGGCCCACACCAUGGGGGUCAUUGUCUUCUCCUCUACUCUCCUCUCCUUCUCCACCGCCGUGGGCAGGACGUGUAUCACGGACCUCCAGCUGACCGUGGGCGGGGCGCAGGCCAGCGGCGCGCUCAUAGGUGUGGGGCAGUCUGUGACGGCAGUGGGCCGUAUCGUGGCCCCGCUCCUCUCGGGAGUCGUCCAGGAGGUCAGCCCUUGUGGUCCACCUAGUCUGGGGGCAGCAUUAGCCUUAGUGGCUAUUUUCAUAAUGUCACUAAAGAAACCCCGCUCUAGUGGUAACAGGAGUGAUAAAUUAAAAAGUGAGUAGAACGGACUUGAACGACCUGAUGAAACAAAAGGCAAGGUGUGUGAGUAAGAGAGAUCGUAAUGAGAAGGGUGCGUGGAAAGGGCCGAUGGUGUCACUUUAUCCAGGUGGAUGUGCUUUGCUGUGAGGUGUCCAGGUCAGCUCUGCACAGUGAUGCCUGUGGAAGGUCCAGAAGGCACAUUGGAAGGUUAAGGUUGAACAAAGCUAAGCAAAGCUUUGCUAAAGGGGAAGGUGUUCAACAUUUACCUAAACGUCUCAUCUUCCCACCUGGGCCAGUGAGGCUAAAAUUUUCCAAGUGGGAAAAAUCCACCAGAUACAGGAUAGGGAGGGAAAUGAUGAUGGAAUAACAACAUAAUGUCGAAGAAGGGGAGAAACCUCAAGAAUUUCUCUACUAAAUGAGUACAGGAAGACAAUAAAAUGCUAAUCAGCUGGGACAUGGGUUUUACUUUGACUUCCGUAAGCUGAGAGUGAGCUCUUCUGUAAUUGAAAUCCUAAAGAGUGAAGAUGCUGCUUUAUUAAACCCUACCUGUUGCUUUCUCAAGUCAUAACCAGGGGAGCUGGUUAAAAUUCAGAUGCCUGGCCUCACCCCCAGACCCUGAUUCAGUGGAGCUGGGAAAUGCAUUGUAUUUAAUAAGCACCACUGGCAGGCAUUAUGGAGGUAGAAAAAGGAUCACGCUGAGACAUACUGGUUUUGAUUAAACUAAAAGUGUGAGACUCGGUAAUUUUUAUUAAUAGCUGAACUAAAUUUGGACUGUUAAAAAUUGUGUUUGGAAUUACAAUCUGUUACAGUUGUCCCAGCUGUUAACAGUUAUACUUUACAGUAGGAGGAACAUGGAUUCUUGGAGCCUAUUCCAUGUGCUCAUUACCUCUGAGGGCCCUACUCUGGAGAGGGCUUUGCUUGCUUCAGGGUCUGACUAAAUCACCAUGGACAUCAGGUGUGGCCAUCUGCCCCCUGGAAGCCUGAAUUCCAGCUGGCUUGCAUCCCUCAGGUGGUGAUAAAGCCCAGUGGUGAAGCCAAAGGGCAAGGAAUGUUCUUAAGAGGAACUUUUUUAUUUCACUUUUUAUUUCUUCUAUGACCCAGUAGUUGUUUUUUGUUGUUGUUGCUGCUGUUGGGUGCCAUCAAGUCAAUUUUUGACUCAUAGCAACCCCAUGUGAAAGAGUAGAACUA
This is a messenger RNA of Trichechus manatus latirostris (Florida manatee), 2585 nucleotides long. It is a transcript of the gene SLC67A2, whose product is annotated as major facilitator superfamily domain containing 9. Gene Ontology annotation, biological process: transmembrane transport. Bases 176 to 1420 code for a protein of 414 amino acids. Gene Ontology annotation, molecular function: transmembrane transporter activity. Lineage: Eukaryota; Metazoa; Chordata; Mammalia; Sirenia; Trichechidae. The transcript has 6 exons. The record is from RefSeq and is a predicted model, not a curated record.